Messenger RNA from Hevea brasiliensis (rubber tree), 989 nucleotides. Its product is annotated as ethylene-responsive transcription factor SHINE 2. Gene Ontology annotation, biological process: regulation of DNA-templated transcription. Gene Ontology annotation, molecular function: DNA binding; DNA-binding transcription factor activity. The record is from RefSeq and is a predicted model, not a curated record. The transcript has 2 exons. The coding region runs from base 141 to 716 and encodes 191 amino acids. NCBI's taxonomy places the organism in Eukaryota, Viridiplantae, Streptophyta, Magnoliopsida, Malpighiales, Euphorbiaceae.
CUUUUCAUGUUCAAUAAGCCCUCUGUAUUAAAACACUUUAAAACUUCAUCAUCGUCAUCAUCAUCUCUCCAAUUUAAUUAUCAAUCUCUCUAUCUCUCUCUUUCUCUGCAAAUUUCUCACUCUCAUCUCCAUAAAAAGAUAUGGUACAAUCAAAGAAAUUCAGAGGCGUCAGGCAACGCCAGUGGGGCUCCUGGGUCUCUGAAAUUCGCCACCCUUUACUGAAGAGGAGGAUAUGGCUAGGCACAUUUGAGACAGCUGAGGCAGCAGCAAGAGCUUACGACCAAGCAGCUAUACUCAUGAAUGGUCAAAAUGCCAAGACAAAUUUCCCUAGAGGUGACCUGGAAGAGACAGGAAGUAAUCCUCAUCACUGCAAUAAUAAUGAUCAGUCUCCAUUGCCUCCCCAGGCUCUCUCUGAGCUGCUCCACACCAAGCUUCGCAAGUGUUGCAAAGACCCUUCUCCUGCUUCACUCACUUGUUUAAGGCUUGACAACGACAACUCUCACAUUGGAGUGUGGCAAAAGGGAGCUGGGUCUCAUUCGAGAUCAAAUUGGGUCAUGAAGGUAGAGCUUGGAAACAAGAAAACACAAGUGAUGGAGGAUGGAUCGUCACUGUCAUCAUCAUCACCAGCGGUUGGGAUGGAACCAGGAAAUAGUAUGGAUGAUGAAGAGGAUAGAAUUGCAAUGCAAAUGAUAGAAGAACUACUUAAUUGGAAUUGACCUGUGAGUCUCUAUGUAGCCUCAUCUUCAGGUGGGGUACGUACCUUCUGAUAAGACAUAUGAAUGCCUUCCUCCAGGUCUCUCUACAAGUUAUGCAUGUACAUAUAUCCUUGCUCAAUUUACCUUACAUAUCUUCAGGAAUUGUUACUUAUAACUAGUUAUAUUUUUUCUUGAUGUGUCAUCAGGAAUUACAUGUACGGACAUGGUGUGAUCUGUGUUGAAACUUUGUGAUAAAAUAUGUUUUUAGUUGUAAUAGAUGUUUUGAGUUGUUGA